UCACACCAACUUUGUGAUGAAAUGAUGUUAGCCAGCUACCAUCACUCAUUACAGACUUUCACAUUUUAAAUUAAAAUGUAACUGAUUCCUAUGUCUAUUAACUACACUUUAUCUGACAUCAUUUUAUAAUACAUUUAGUCCACAGACCACUUUUUUUUUUAAACUUUUGAUACUAUAAAACUGUAAUGUUACCCUCACCAAAAAAGUUUGUGACUUUCAGAUGUUUUAACAUAGUAGAUGAGUGCAGGUCAAGAAAGUAAACAUUUUGAUGUUACAAUUUUGUUUUUGUUUCUCAAAAGGACCAAAAAAUGCUGUGUGCCAACCAACCAACCCUUGUUGCCAACCAACCCCUGUCUCCCCUACAUUUGAUCAGUUUUUUGCACCUUCAAUGGGUCCAUGUAAAAACUACUAUGAACUUUUCAGAACAAUUUGUAUUUUUCCUUUGCUCUUCCUCCUUUGAUUGCAAAAUAGCUUUCACAUGUCUCUCCUGCGGUCAAGUUCACAAUGUAACUACACACUUGGUCAUUGUUUCCAGUGUUCUUUGGAACACCUCUCUAGUUAAAAUGUCAGUGUCAUUCUGCCCCUACCUUCCAUCAUAGCUUGUUAUGACUAGUGUGUUAAAAGAGUGAAAAUCCAACUUGAAAAACAACUUGAAGAUUACAAAAAGAGCUGGAGUUGAUGCCGUGAAAACAAGACAGGCAACAUUCUUACACCCUCACACAUGUACUGCCUAGAUUGAGUCAACUUAUUGUUCUUUUUGUUUGCUAUGGUACAUGAGCGCUGCUUCAUUGCCUAUAUGCUGAACUUAAAUAUAGUGGGAUUUGGUUUGCACUGGAUGUUAUCAAGGUGCAUGUUUCACAUUGUGCCAGAUGCCUGCCUAAACAAGUACAGCAGUGAUAAUGGACGCUUCUCUAUGGUGUCUGAUAUUUAUAUCAGGGCUGUGCUCCUUUACUUUAUGCAUCUCGCCACAGUACAACCAUGUCAGUCUCCAAAUGAAUUACACAGACGCAAAGAGUUACUGUAGGAAGAUGUAUACAGACUUGGCCACUCUCUACAACCAUAACGAUGUGGAGAACUUGAUCAGUUCGGUGCCGGUUGACUUAAAGAGGGCCUGGAUAGGGCUGGAAGAGGGAGAUGUGUGGCAGUGGCACUGGACUUAUGGAGAGGGGGAUUUUUUUAAUUGGAGGGAUGGACAACCAUCUCCAAAUAUUAGUCAAAACAACUGUGUAGCAAUGGGUCCAAGUGGACAAUGGUUUGAAGAUGAUUGUAACAGUCACAAUAGUUAUGUUUGUUCUGAUGGAGGACAAAGUAAUGCUAGUCUCAUCUUUAUUGAUGGGAGAAUGUCUUGGAGAGAUGCUCAAGAUUACUGCAGGAACAUAUACAUGGACCUGGUCACCAUACGGUCCCUGGAAGAGAACCGGUUUGUACUGAAUGUGACCCAGACCCAGGCAGUGUGGAUAGGAUUGUUUAAAGACCCAUGGACAUGGUCAGAUGGAAGCAGCUCUUCUCUCCGUUUCUGGAGGCGUUUUCAGCCCUCCAAUGACAAAAACCAGGCCUGUGUUCUCGCAGUAUUUUUCGACGAGGGUCGGUGGAAUGACAGGCGUUGUCACAUCAGUCAAGACUUUAUAUGCCAGGGUGCUUUAAAAGCACACCCUGAAACAUCGACUCCACAACAAAUAUUUUCAACAGCACAGCCAACUACUUUUCAGAUAACGCCUUCUCUAAAAACUACUGUUGAAAAUCAAACACACACACCCACUCUAUCUGCCUCUACUAAUGACAGAACUGCUAAAUCCCCAACUCAAAACAUACCAUUGACAUCUCCAGCUCAAAACAUUACUUCAAAAUCUCCAAGUCAAGCUGUGACACCAACGCAACAGGCAACAGACCUCAACUCUACCCCACACACAACCUCAGUUGAAGGUGCAGCCUCACACAGCACAGCAGAAUCAACUGCUGCCAUGGCAACUGAAAGCAGUCAUGGUUUAAUCCAAGGUAACUUUCAACAUUUGUGUGCAUAUUAUUUUUUAUUAUAUAUAUUAUUAUAUUACAUAUAGCUUGAUUCUAACGGUUGUCUGUCCCAUAAUCUGAUAUUGGUGCAGAAGAACAUGACCUGGAUGCAGGCGCAGGGCUACUGCAGAGAGCACCACAUCAACCUGGUUUCGCUGACCACACAGGUGGUUCAGGGCUGGGCUGCCGAGAAGGCUUCCAAUGCCACAUCCCUUUAUGUCUGGCUAGGCCUGCGUUUCACCUGUACCUUCAACUUCUGGUUCUGGAUCCCAUCAGACACAGGCUGCUUUCAGAACUGGGCCCCGGGACAUGGGACAGGCGGGCCCCAGGACUGUAGCCUUGCAGGUGCCAUUCAGACCACAGGGGGGCAGCAGUGGGUUAGCCUGCCAGAGACGGCCAUGCUGAAUUUCCUCUGCUACACAUGUGCUGGGACUUGAAUAGAAUUGGACUACAAUCUUUUUUUGUGUUAUGAAUGAAGCUCCCAUGUACGCUACUGUAUGUGUCUGUUUUAUGUGUUCAAGCCUUUUCCCUUAGUAUUUUGCUUCCAAGUCAAUGCUGUGUGGAAAUGUUGGUCUUUUAGAAUCUGCUGUUAAAAUCAAAUUAUUAGUUCAUUAUGCAAACUCGUUCAGUGUCAUGGGCAGCAAAGUGAUAAAGUGAUGUGAGAACGUACAUCAGACUCAGGUUCCAUGCCUGUCUUGUCGGAUGUUGCACAUUUGCAUAUUGACCUCGGUCCCCCAGGGUCACCCAAACGGAUUGUUCUUUUCGACCACCGGGGCACAGCUCACACCCACAGGGCAACCUCCCUGCCUGCCGUCCUCAUCGACCUGACCUUCACUGAACUGCAUGGAAGCCAGUUCACUUCAGGCCACAUCUUCCUGUCUGCACCCUUGAAGGAGAAGGAUGCUGUUGCCACACCUCACAGCUAAGACUGUUUCAUCCUGAAUGGCUGAAUACAUCCCGCAUUUGAUUGUUUGCAACACGUAUGUGCUGAUCUUAAACCUGUGUUUUCUGAUAUUGCCAUUUGAGAAUUUGAAACAAGAAAGUCACAUUAAACCCUCCUAAAAUGCUAGCACCCUUUAAUGUUUUCCCAGAAUUAAUUUUCUGAGAAUAGAAGACUUCCAUCACUUUCCCCUUGUCCCUUGUAGGACUCAUGGCAGAAAUAAUAAAUUGUCAUGCAGACAUUGCAUUAAUGUGCAGUCAUUCUCUGUGCUAAAGCUAUCUUAUUAAGCAAUCUGUUAUCAGAAACUAUACAACUGUAAGAUCUAAAGUUGGCAUCUCUUCUAAUAUGUAUUGUUAUUGUAUUGAGUAGGAAACAACCCCCACAGAGCUU
This is a messenger RNA of Osmerus eperlanus (European smelt), 3340 nucleotides long. Its product is annotated as C-type mannose receptor 2-like. Bases 900 to 2057 code for a protein of 385 amino acids. NCBI's taxonomy places the organism in Eukaryota, Metazoa, Chordata, Actinopteri, Osmeriformes, Osmeridae. The transcript has 4 exons. The record is from RefSeq and is a predicted model, not a curated record.